This is a messenger RNA of Lottia gigantea (owl limpet), 585 nucleotides long. RefSeq lists its product as hypothetical. The transcript is spliced from 2 exons. The coding region runs from base 1 to 585 and encodes 194 amino acids. The record is from RefSeq and is a predicted model, not a curated record. NCBI's taxonomy places the organism in Eukaryota, Metazoa, Mollusca, Gastropoda, Lottiidae. Gene Ontology annotation, molecular function: calcium ion binding.
AUGUCUCUGAUAGAAGGAAUUAGAGAGCAGCUGUUACAAAAUGGGUGUGGUGGAAUAAAACAUCUCUCGACAAUGUUUAGAAGGAUGGACUAUGACUUCUCUAAGUGUAUCUGUUAUAGAGAACUUUUAAUUGGUAUCAAAUCUAUGGGCGUGACAAUUUCAGAAAGCGAUUUAAGACUUGUGUUCGAUCUUCUAGAUAAAGAUAAAAAUGGUUCCAUAGAUUUUUGUGAAUUUAUUCGUUAUCUUACCCCACCUAUGUCAGAACAAAGAAUCCGAGUUAUAAACGAAGCUUUUGACAAACUGGACGUCGAUAAAAAUGGACAAAUAGAAACAGAUGACUUACGAGUUGUAUAUUCUGGCAAUGUUAAACGCCACCCUAAAUAUGUUUCUGGUGAAUGGACAGAAGAGGAAACAUUACGUAACUUCCUGGAUAGCUUGGAUACACCCGGAUGCCCGGAUGGAAAAGUUACCCGCCAAGAAUUCCUGAAUUACUACGCUGGAGUCAGUGCUACAGUUGAUGACGAUUGUUACUUUGAUUUAAUGAUGAGGUCGUGCUAUGGUCUACGUCCUCGGGGAAAUAGUUAA